AUGCAACCUCUCCUCUCGGCUGACAAACUUACCACCUCUCCCCCAUCUAGAGCCGUCCGGAUCCGCCGCAGCGGCCGCCCCAUGCGGGACUUCUUCGUCGCCCAUCCGCAGCCCGAUGUCCCCCCACGGCCUCGCGCCGUCCCGCGCACGACCGGCCUCCCGCCUGCGCCCGCGCCCCCCGUCGGCGUCCUCUACGACUCGCUCACGCCCCCCGUGCCCCUGGUUCACCGCGGGGCGUCGCUGGCGUAUGACAGGCAGGGGCGGACGAGGCGCGUGCGUGCGGGGGACGUGGACGCGAGCGGGCGCAGGGGGCAUCUCGCGCACCCGGACGAUCCGGACGAGUUCCUGCCCGAGUACGACGACAAGGAUGUUUUGCCGAGGUACCAGGAUGUCCAGCGCGCGCAUCCCGCCGUCGGCGUGGGUGCGGGAGGGCGUGCGCCGAAUGGCAUGGGGGGAGGGGCGGAGACAAGUGAUACGGUUCCGCUCGUGACAAGGAUGCAACUCUCGCGCAGUGCAUCAUUGGAGGACACGCGAGGGCUGUCGUCUGUGGGCUCGCACGUGGGACAUGAAACGGAGGAUGGGACUCGUGAUCCACAGUGCUUGGAACGGUGA
Molecule: messenger RNA, 612 nt
Organism: Dichomitus squalens LYAD-421 SS1
Lineage: Eukaryota; Fungi; Basidiomycota; Agaricomycetes; Polyporales; Polyporaceae
Exons: 1
Coding region: 1-612 (203 amino acids)
Source: RefSeq, a predicted model, not a curated record